AUGUCUCGAGUUGUCGGGUAUGCUUCGGAUGACGACCAUCUCUGUUUCAUCCAUCGUUUUGUUGAACAUGUUGCUGGGGACUUCGAACAGGGUUCCCAUGGCUCGGAAAUGCCACCCACUGGCUCCUCCUACCUUAACGACGCGUUCAAGGCCUUCGAAUGUAAGCUUUCUGAUGAAUCGUCCGAUAACUUCCAAAUAGAUGCAUCAGCUACAUUAUUAGAAAAUCAUCAGAGGAUUAUCCGACUGUUAGAUUCUCACGUCAAACACGGUCAACAGAGCGAGGUUUCAGUUCUCGCAACAGAUCACCUGCCAGUCAGCCGGGGCCUCGAAAGCCCUUUUCCAUCGUCAGAGAAGGAGAAAUUUGUUCAUGAUUCGGACGCCUAUCGGUGA
Messenger RNA from Aspergillus affinis, 390 nucleotides. RefSeq lists its product as uncharacterized. The transcript has a single exon. NCBI's taxonomy places the organism in Eukaryota, Fungi, Ascomycota, Eurotiomycetes, Eurotiales, Aspergillaceae. The coding region runs from base 1 to 390 and encodes 129 amino acids. The record is from RefSeq and is a predicted model, not a curated record.